Pelagomonas calceolata is the source of this 931-nucleotide messenger RNA. The record is from the annotation of a GenBank genome assembly. NCBI's taxonomy places the organism in Eukaryota, Pelagophyceae, Pelagomonadales, Pelagomonadaceae.
GGCGUGUCAUUGGCGUGGAAACGAGCACAUUGAUCACAACUACAGUGGUGUCGCAGCGAGAAGAAGUCGCAGCCGACGAGCGCUUUGCUGCAGCCCAGAAACAAUGGGCAAAAAGCAGCGAACGGGAACCGCGCCCCCGCGGUCGGGCGCCUGGCUGGCCAACGCGCCGCCGAAGCCGGUCAAGCUGCCCGCUUUUUUACCCAUCCUGCCGCCGACGGACGAGUACUUCCCGAUUUCCGAACAAGCAGAGCAGCCGCCGUCCACGCUCGACGCCACGGGCGCCGUGCGCGUCCACGACGCCGUCGGCCCCUGCGUCGUCACGGCCUCUAAUGCGCUGACGGCCGAGGAGUGCUACGCCUGGAUCGCCUUCGGCGAGAUGGCUACUAUGCCGCCGAAGCCGGGGCCGGACGGCCGAUGGGCCCCGGGGGACGAGCCGCCCCAGCGACCCGGGUUCAAGGAUAUACAGAGCAAGCGGACGGCGGGCACGGCCGAGCGCUUCCAUGGAAGGUUGUCAUUACGGGACGACGCCGCCGCGGAGGCGAUUUUUAGGCGGAUCCGGCCCUUGCUGCCGGAUACGUUAUAUGGGAAGAAGCCCGUGGCCUGCAAUCCAAAUUUGAGGCUCUACCGUUAUAGUGAGGGCCAGCGCUUCGGCCGCCACGUCGACGGCGCGGAGAUUCUUCCGCGGGGCCGCACGGAGUUUACCGUGUUAUUAUACCUGAGCGCGUGCGAGGGCGGCGCGACGACGUUCUUCCGGGACCACGAAAAGCCAGACGUGCUCUUCGCGUUUCCGCCGACGGACGGCGCGGUGCUGCUCCACGCGCACGGCCAGCGGUGCCUGACGCACGCGGGCGCGCCGGUCACGGGCGGCGUCAAGUACCUGUUGCGCACGGACGUCGUGUACCAGUGAGUGAGUAAGGGGAUGUUGUUAUCU